This is a messenger RNA of Glycine soja, 1253 nucleotides long. RefSeq names its product transmembrane protein adipocyte-associated 1 homolog. The coding region runs from base 59 to 907 and encodes 282 amino acids. Gene Ontology annotation, molecular function: G protein-coupled receptor activity. Lineage: Eukaryota; Viridiplantae; Streptophyta; Magnoliopsida; Fabales; Fabaceae. Gene Ontology annotation, biological process: G protein-coupled receptor signaling pathway. The transcript is spliced from 6 exons. Gene Ontology annotation, cellular component: plasma membrane. The record is from RefSeq and is a predicted model, not a curated record.
UGUCGUUGAAAAUAAAACUCUCACUUUGCCACGGUUACGACCUUUAGCCCCUGCAGCCAUGUCAACGAGCAUCGAAGACCAAGCUCUGUCGUCAACUGGCAGCGAUCUGAAGUGCGACGGGUACGGCAUCUCCCUUGUCGUUUCGUCGGUUUUGUUCGUUCUGUAUCUUGCGGUGCACGCCAAGAAGAACCUCAACAGCCUCUGUCGUCGAGGCUCCUAUGUUGUCGUUUCCUAUUUUGCCCUCCUCUGGCUCGUCACGCUGUUGAACCUCGCAUGGUCUUUUCUUCAGGCAUGGCAGUGCUCUCCUGGAAAGGAGGUUGCAUGGAAUCUCCUGUCAUUAUUUACAGCAUCUGGUAUGUUGUGUCUAGAGAUAAGCUUGAUGGCUUUCUUGCUGAAGGAUAACUACAUGAAUGGCAUGGAAGCUCUAGCACACUCUUUCCUUGCAACAGGAAUUAUUGUCUUUGUGGACACCCUUCUUAAGGCAAUAUAUGUUUUUGGAGUUGGGGUCCCAUUGUUCAAUCACAAUGUUAGAAGUACUCAUACGAUCAAGUGGAGUUUGUGGAUAAUACAUAAAUUAUUGCUUGCUGCAGCAUAUGGCUUCAUUUUAUUUGCAAAUUUCUCCAAAUGGAGAGAGAAGCUGCCUCCAAGGCCAUCUUUCCACAACUAUGUUGCUGUAAUGUUUGUCUUCAGUGUGAUUACCCUGUUUGCUUGUGGACUAGCAGCAAUUGACGCUGGACUUGGCAAUUGGUUGUAUGAUCUCACUGUGCUUUGUUAUCACUCUUUGUAUCUUCCAUUUCUUUACGUAACUUUUCUUGCAGAUUUUUUCCAGGAGGAGGAUUUCCUUUUGGACAACGCAUAUUACUCCGAGAUGAAAGAUGCCGGAUUCUUUGAUGCUGACUGGGAAUAAUUCCUCAAAAAAUUAUACAUGGAACUGACCGGCUUUUUGUGUCUGUGCACUGUAAAUAUUAGACUUUCUAACUAAAUCAAGUUGAACUCUGCUCCGUCAACAUCUCAAUGAUAUGUUGGAUUUGUAUGACCCUAGCUGCAUGUGAAAUGCAGCUAUAGGAAUAGUGCUUUUGAAAUUGAUCAUAUUUUUAUUAACCAAGGACAUACUUACUAACCAAGAAAAAAAGCUCCAAAAUCCACACAGCAUUAAGAUAUCUUUCUGAAGAAUAAGUAGUGCCUCAAAUUGUCAUCAGCAACUGUAUUUUGCAAUUCUAAACACCAUAUUGAAAAUUCAUAGUUUUGGAAAA